Molecule: messenger RNA, 3189 nt
Organism: Sipha flava (yellow sugarcane aphid)
Lineage: Eukaryota; Metazoa; Arthropoda; Insecta; Hemiptera; Aphididae
Gene: cutlet
Product: chromosome transmission fidelity protein 18 homolog
Exons: 20
Molecular function (GO): ATP hydrolysis activity; ATP binding
Source: RefSeq, a predicted model, not a curated record
CAUUUAUUUCUAAUUGUGUACAUCCUGAUAAAUGUCUAGAUUUAUGAUAUCCCUAGUGACUUGUGAUAAAGAUUAGAGUUUGCCGCCAUUUCUUUACCUUUAUGAUCGUACAUAUUAUUAAAUUAAUUAUCAAAUAUUUUCUUCGGGAAAUUAAAUUAUACGUAUCGCCUACCGAACAUUUUGCAGAAAUAUUCAAUUUCAUUUGAUCGGUAACAUUAUAAAUCAUUGAAUUUAUUGACCACAACACAAUGUGUUGAUAAAAAUUAUAUUUUAAACCGAAUCGCAAUAUUUAAAGUUAUAACGUUUUAUAUUUACUACUACAUUUAUAUACGUUUAUUUUAUAAGAAGAAUCUACGAAAUGGAUUACCCAGAUCCAGAUGAAGAAUAUGAGAUGAUGCAUGCCGAUGAGUUAGAAAUGAUGAACGAAAUGGACUUUGAGAAUGAUGUUCCAAAAAUACAUACACCAAAAGAUUCUAAGAGGAGUUUAAAUUUUUAUUCGCAAGAUAAUAUAGAAUUGGAAGGAAAUUUAAAUUCAUCCAGUGACCUUAAUGAUGUAUUACCUUUGUCUCAGACAUCAGUGGUUUCUUUAAAUCUGGAUGACAAUACUAAAAAUGAAGUACAACAAAAUUCUGUAGAUUCUCUUAACAAUAAAAGGCCAUUGGAUGAUAAAGAUUUAUUUGGAGAUGUUGAUGAUAUUGAUUUUGAAGAUGAAAUGUUUAAACCUGUAUCAAAGCGUCAAAAAUAUAUUGAGCCAUUAUCAGACAAAGAAACAAAACAGCUAAAUCUAAUUAAACAAAUUAUUGAUGAAAGAAAAAAAUUUAAAGCUGGAAAGAGAUCUAACUUUUUAUCAUCUGCUAUGUACCAUAGCACAAAUACUAAUCAAUCAUAUGAAAGUGUAUCAAGAAGAGUUCCAUCAUGGUCAUUUUUUCCUGCAACUGAUGAUGAAAAUCAAAGAGUAUACAUACGUUUUAAAUCCGAAGAUGCGGUACAAAAUGAAAUAUCAAGUUUAUCUUGGCAUACAAAAUCUGUACAAUUGCUUUCAGAACCUAUAGAUGAGUUGAUUGCUCGUGCUUAUGAAAAGAUUGAAAAUAAUAAGACUAUGCAAUCAGAAACAGAUACAAAUAGUAUAAAUGUCAUAGAAAAUGGAAUUGACAAUACUGUAGAAUUAUGGGUUCAGAAAUAUAAGCCUACAAGAUACUUAGAUUUAUUAAGUGAUGAAAGUACUAAUAGAGUUCUCUUGCACUGGCUUAAACUAUGGGAUAAAGUAGUAUUCAAUAAGGAAGUACAUAAAAAAAAAAAAAUUUCAAAUGAUGCCUAUGUCAAAUCAGCUGGAAAAUAUUUUUCUAAAAAACAUCAAAUCUUAGAUGAAGAAUUAGAUGAAAAUAAGUGUCCUAAAUAUAAAUUAGCUUUGCUAUGUGGACCACCUGGUCUUGGGAAAACUACUUUAGCUCAUUUAGUAGCACGACAAGCAGGCUAUAAUGUUGUUGAAAUAAAUGCUAGUGAUGAUCGUAGCCUUAACAGUUUUAAAGUACAGCUAGAAGCUACCACACAAAUGUCUUCUGUUUUAAGUAAUGAUAAUAGACCUAAUUGUUUAGUUUUAGAUGAAAUUGAUGGAGCACCAGUAUCAUCAAUUGAAUACCUUGUUAAAUUUGCUACUGAAAAAAAUGUUAAUCGUAAAAAAAAAGCUGAUAAAAAAGAACAAAAAGGUUUUGUAUUAAAAAGACCAAUAAUUUGUAUUUGCAAUGAUAUUUAUGUACCAGCUUUGAAAAAUUUAAGACAAUCUGCUUUAGUAUUAAAUUUUCCUCAAACUUCAUCAAUCAGAUUGGCUGAGAGAUUGUUAGAAAUAUCAAGUUAUGAAAAUAUUAAAACAGAUAUGGGAGCAAUGACAGCACUUAGCACUAAGACAAAUAAUGAUAUAAGAUCAUGUUUGUCAACAUUAUCUUGCUUUAGAAAUCAACAGGUGCGUUUAUCCCAUAUAAAAAAUUCAAAUAUUGGCUCAAAAGAUAUGCAAAAAGGACUUUUUACUGUGUGGCAAGAAAUAUUUCAAAUAAAGAAAAGUUUCUUUGAAAAUAAUUCAACUAGUACGAGUAAUGGUUACUCAAGCAAUAAUAAUGUCAUGAAAGACAGAAUAAACUCUGUUUUACACACUGUUCAAAGUUAUGGUGACUAUGAAAAGCUAAGUCAAGGAGUUUUUGAAAAUUUUUUAGUUCUUAAACACAAAAAUUCAUCAUUAAUAAAUAUUACUGAAGGUUUAGAUUGGUUUUGUAAUUUUGACAACACUAUUAGAGUAAUUAACUCAUUUCAAAAUUAUUCUCUUUUUCCAUACCUGUCAUAUAGUUUUGCUGCUUGGCACUGUUUAUUUGCUACGUUUAAUUGGCCUAAAAUUACUUAUCCAAGUGCAGAAUAUGAAGUGAGUUAAAAAAUGCAACAAUUAAAAAAAAAAAAACAUAAACAAAUUAUGGAUGAAAUAAUGUCUGGUAUUAUCCCAAGGAUUCGAACAUUUCUUCACCGUGAUCAAGUUUUAUUAGAUACUAUGCCAUUAAUUAUGCAUAUUGCUAUUCCAAAUCUUAGAUCUAUAAGUAUCCAAUUAUUUACUCAAAAAGAAAAAGAAGACCUUGAAAAAGUUGUUAAUAUCAUGAUUGAUUAUGGCUUAAACUAUUUCCAAGAAAGAGAUGCUGAUGGAUCUUUUAAUUUUGUACUUACCCCUCGUAUUGAUGAAACGGUCAAAUUUCCUGGUUUAGAAACAUUUCCAAUUCCUAGCUAUGUUUCAAAACAAAUUGUUUCUAGAGAAAUUGAAUUGGAAAAAUUAAGGAAAAGAAUGCCUCCUAUAGAGUUUAUUAAUGCCACUGAAAAUAUUGAUAAAUUUGAUGAUAAUGAAAAGUCUGUUUCUAGUCCAAAAAGUGUUAAAGGUACCCAGAAUAAGCAAAUAACACCAAAUCAUUUACAAAAACUUACACCCAAAGCUGUUGGUCCAACCAGAACUAUUAAAAAGAAAGACUUUUUUGGUCGUGAAAUCGAUUUGCCCGUUGCGCCCAAACACAAAGAAUUUCGAGACGAAAUCGUUAAAAGUGAUGUUUGGUUUCAUUUCAAAGAAGGCUAUAGCAACGCGGUGAGAAAAUUAGUGUUAAUGAAAGAUCUUUAUUGAUUGUUUUGUUUAUUUUACUAACAAUAUAUUUUUUUAUUCAUCUA